Messenger RNA from Hydra vulgaris (swiftwater hydra), 3123 nucleotides. Its product is annotated as myb-like protein X. Gene Ontology annotation, biological process: microtubule cytoskeleton organization. NCBI's taxonomy places the organism in Eukaryota, Metazoa, Cnidaria, Hydrozoa, Anthoathecata, Hydridae. Gene Ontology annotation, cellular component: microtubule cytoskeleton. The record is from RefSeq and is a predicted model, not a curated record.
CGCCUUUUAAAACCAAGCCUAUGUAGUGACAAAUCAGAUUCGGGCCUAGAACAAUAUGUUUAAGGUCUAGACUUUUUUGAAAAUCAAUUCAAAGACUUGUUGAAAAGAAUCGUUGUAAAUAUUUAACGAUAACAUUAAAAGUUAAAAAAGUUUAACAAACUUGUUUAAUAGUCGUGAGCCGCUUUAAAAACAAAAAAUUAUUUUAUGCUUUGCCAGCUUUAUAGAAAUUUAAAGUAGAAAAUGGCAGAAGACGAGGAGGCGUCUGCAAUAGAAUCAUGUUAUUUGACAGAAAGCCAUGAAAUCAGUCACGAAAUCAAAGAAGAUAAUAAUAUGGUUAUAUGUAUUGAACAAGAAAUAAACAUUCAAAAUCAAUCACUAGCUGAAGAUGUGCCUGCAGCUCAUGCAUAUGAAACUGAAGAUGUACUCACAGCUCAUGCAAAUGAAGAAGUUGUUCCUUUAAAUCUUUCAAACAAAAGUUCUGUUGAAGAUACAUCAAAAGCUGAAGACAAUAAGAAUAAUGACAAUUUAGAAAAUAACAAUAAAAAGCAGAAAAGUCCUACUUUGCAUAAUAAAACACAGUCUCCGCAUGUUUUUAAAAAAAGUCUAACUGCAGAUGAGUUAAGAUCAAAAAAAAGAAUUAAUGAUUCUAAAACCAAAGAAGAAGAGCGAAGAGCUGCUGUUUUACAACGAAAAAAGAAAUUAGAAGAUGAAGAAAAAGCACGAAAAGAAGCUAUAUAUAAAAGACUGUCUGCUAACACUGCUCCUGUAGAUGCUUCUGCAAUACGGAAAAAAUAUUCUUUGUCUACAUCCAACUUGUUGCAGUUGCGCAAAAAUAAACAGGUAGAAAAUAAUAAUGAUAAAAAACCUACUGAAAAGCAGAAAGUAAUGCAACGACCUCAAUCUUCUGCUUCUACUAGCAAUCUUUUAAAGUCCAAGGAUAAGAUUAAGACUUUUGAUAAUAAACAGUCAACAACAGUGACUGGAAAAGACAAUGUUGCCAGGUCUCCUACCACUCGAUUAAAUCAACGACCAUCUACUGCAUUAGGAAUAUCUACUUACGAUAAAAAAACACCUCAAUCAACACCGUUAAGUGAAAAGAAAGUAAAAAAGGAUAAAGAUGUUGAAAGACCUUCAACUGCUCCAAAAACAUUAAAAUCUAAAUCUGAUAGUACAUCACCACCAAAAAAAAACGAUUCAGUGGUAAGACCUAAGUCUGAUAGCUGUCCUCCACAACAUAGCUCUACCCCUAAGAAGGUAACAUCGCCUAUUUUAAACUCAAAAAAUUCUGUUUCAAAUAAAAGUCCUCCAGAUGUAUUAUUAGCAGAAGGUGUAUCAGACACAAAAAAAGUUACUAAAGUAUCAAAAACUGGCAUAAAAUCUUCAGAAUCGAAAGCUUCUGAAUCUAAGACAAAGUCUAAAAUUUCUGAUAAAUCUAAUAAAUUAGUUGUAGAAACAAAUAAACCAAAUUUAGAACAAUCAAAAACCAAACCUAAACUAAAUGUUAAAAAUAAUGGUAAAGUCAUGAAAAAUGAUUCAGAAGCUAAUAGUAAAGCAGCUAAGACUGAAGAAGAAGCGAAAAAGGCUCUUGCAGAGCACCGCAGGAAAGCAAAAGAAGAAGCUGAAGCUAAAGCUAAAGCAGAUAAAGAAAAAGAAGAAGCAGAACGUUGUCGUCGUGAAGAAGAAGAGAGAAAACUAGCUCAACAGUUAGAACAAGAGGAAGCUCUCCAAAAUGCUUUACUUGAAGAGUUACGACAAGAAGAAGAAGAAAGGCGUAAAAAAAUGAUAGAAGAGAAGGAAAAACGUGAGAGAGAUGAAAAAAUAAGAUUAGAAGAAGAACAGAGACUUAGAGAUGAGGAAAUUGAGCGCAAAGCAAAAAUUGAGUUAGAAAAGCACUUGAAGGAUCAAGAAUUAAAAGAACAAGAACUGGAUGCAGAACGCAUUGAAAGAAAAAAGAGAGUGGAAAUGAUAAUGGCCAGGGUAUCUGCAAAACGUUUAGAUCAGACUAAUGACUCGCCUACUUCUGUACAAAAUACAGUCCAAACUGAAGAAAAUACCUAUUCAUUAGAGAUUAAUCCUGAAAAUGAAACAACAAAUUUAAAAGUUGAGCAAAGUCCUCAUCCAGACAACUUGCUUGAAGAUAAGAUUCAUUCAGUAUCUGAUCCAUUAAAUAAUACAAAUAAAACUUUAAAAAAUGAUACAUUGAACCAGGUUGAUUUUCCUGUUCAUUUGUUAUUAGACAAUUCUGAUAUUACGAGUAAUGAUUAUAAUAUAACAAAUACUUCAAUUGUCUCUGUUAUAACGAAUGAUGAAAAAGUAGGACCAUAUCAUGUUGAAGUAUCAAGUAACAAUAAUACAGUUAUUCAAAACGGAGAUGCACAUAAAGAUAUUACAGAAAGUUGGAACAAAUUAGAGCAUCACAUGAAAGAAAUGCAAAUGGAUACGAUAACUCCUAGUGCGGAAGAAAAGAAACUUUGGAAAAUUGUGGAAGGUUCCGUGGAUAUUUCUGAAUGUUUUUAAUGGAUUAUCAAGUAAGCAGUAAAAAUUCGAGAAAGAAAACGAAAAGAGUUUAAUAUUUUUCACAAUGAAAAGUUUUGUUAGUUUUAUAUAGUUUUAAAAUGGAUUUAAAAAAUAUUUUUUUGAAUUCUCUUUAUCUCCAUAAUAUUCAUACAAGGUUUUCAAAUAAUAUACUAAAGGCAAUAUUUAAAAUUUAUACCCUCUUUUUAUUUAUACCCACUUGUCCUCCCCAUCUCCAGAAACGAUAUUUUUGAGAAACUGAAUCAAUUUUUUUUUUUAUUGGUUCUAUUGGAUCAAUAGUAAAAAACUUUUAAUAUGUGCAUAUGUUAUGUUAUAUAAGCGGGUGAAUAGAAGCGUUUUGUUUUUGAUUUUGUAUAUUUAUAGUGUGCAUGGCUUACUGGUGCACUUCUUUAACGUUUUUACUUACUAAGUUAAUAUGAUUUAUUGAAACUUAGUGCACUAGUAUUUUUUCACUUUCAAAAAGUAUGUAUAGUUUUUUUAAUGAUUCUUAUUGAGUUUCAUUUUUAUACUUGUAAUUUUUUUGCGUAGCUGCUACAUGUUUUUAUGUAAUAUAAUUUCAUUAUGGAAAAAAAAAGUUUUUCAGUUUUA